UUAUAAUAGAGAGAUGUAUGUUAUGUUUUUACAUUUUGCACAAAAUGUACCAAUAAAAUAUAUCCAACUUACUGAUGGAUAAUCAUGGACUAGAAUAUUUUAUUUUGUAGAUUUGGGGCAGUUGCUAGAUUAGUUUAAUCAUUUGCCGUAAUACAGACUCAUAUGAAUAUGAUUUCUCAGUAAAUUCUCUUUGAGUAUGUAAUUUUCAUACUUUUUGAAAACUGUGUUUAUAGUUUACACUGCAAAGAGGAGGAAAGGAGGCAUCAUUAAGUAGUAAUUAUCAGUGUUACGUCUCAGCUCCAAAGACAUUGGAUCAGUUGUUAGCUUGGCUCAUAUCUGGGGAGACUUUACAUGUUCUUCUCAAGGGUUUUCACUGAGUAGUUUGGUUACGUCAACACCCCCAUUUCUGCCUGUGAUCCUCCCAAAGGUGCUGUGGAUCCCUCAAGUGACAUCAAUAUGAAGCUAUGACCAAAAUAUUUAUAUAGAUGUAUUGUUUUUAGAAUCCACCUACCUAUCCAUCAAGUUUAUGAACUCAACUUUAGGGCAAAAGUGAGCCAAAGCCAAUCCCAGCUAUUCCCAAUUUGGAAUCACCAGUCAACUAACUGGUAUAUUUUGGAAAGUUGGAGAAACCAGAGUACAUGGAGACAAACUAUUUGAACAUGCACAUGCUGAGCUGGGUCUAAAUUUUUAGCUAGGCAGCAGCACUAACUACUGACCCUCCAUGCAGCUUUGCAUAUCUAUCACCUUUAUUUUUAAUUGGAGAUUAGCCAUAUCCUCUGGACAUGCAUAAAGAAACCCUGGUCAAAGAUGUUUGCAACAUCUCAAGAAUGUCUCUUGUGUUGUAACCUACAUUUUGAAACAGUUAAAUUGGUGUCGGAGACUGAAAACAAAACACUACUUUGUAAUUUACAUAGCCAGCAGUGCCUUUAACCAGUGCUUUACAUGGAAGAUAUUUAUAACUUGCAAAACUUUGCCCAUUGGUAGAAUAUGAAUGUUGUUCAAAUCUAUUAUGCACAAAUAGGAAUAUAAAUGUCAGUGUACUUCAUGAGUUACCUUGAAGAUGAGCCAAAUGGAAAUGCUCAAAGGAAUUUGUUUAGUUUUUUAUAAUUACUGAUGUUGAAGCAAUUUACUAUCUUUUAAAGGCUGUCACAUUUUGAAUCAACUUGUUGUAGCCUUUCAUUAAAAUGACAUCAAUUCCUCCUCCAAACAAUUGUUCUGUGGACUCCAGCAGCACUAAUGCGAUUGUAACAGGCUUGAAUGCUUUGGUUUUUGGCAUUGCUGCAAUUGUAUAUAUUGUGACAGUGUGUGUCUCUGUCCGUAUCAAAAGCUCCUCAACUUUUGUGGUGUACCUCAAGAACCUAAUUGUUGCAGAUAUUUUAAGGAUUGUCACCUUCAUAGUUCGAGUGAUUGAACCUUCAAUACCUCUAAAUGUCACUGUGCGUGUGUUCCAGUGCCGCUACUCUGAUGUCAUCUUUUAUUUCGCUAUGUACAUGAGUAUUAUUUUACUUGGAUUUAUAGGUUUUGAUAGGUUCCUGAAGAUUGUGAAGCCUUUACAAACAAAUGUAAUGAAGAACAAAGUCUUUGGAAUUACUGUCUCUGCUUUGGCUUGGAUUUGUAUGUUUUUUCUGAAUGCAUUGCCAAAUACUAUACUGACAGACCAGAUCCCACCACAAUCAAAGACAUUUCUGUGUACAGUGCUUAAGAAUGAUUUAGGAUUAAAAUGGCACAACUAUGUUAACUGUGUCAAUUUUGCCAUAUUUUUCAUUGUCUUUGUUUGCCUUGUAAUCUUUUAUGUAUUUAUAAGUAAGAAGGUGUUGCAGGCUUUUAAAAAUGCAAAAUGCCAAGGAAACACACCAAAUGAGACCAAUACAAGAGUAUUUAUAAUAAUAAUUGUAUUUUUCAUUUGCUUUACUCCCUACCAUUGUGUGCGAAUACCUUACUUACUGCAAGAGAAUUCCUUAUUAAGCUUUAAUGUAUGCAAUAACAGUCUGCAUGAUCUUAAAAAUAUCACUUUAACACUAACUAUGAUUAAUGUAUGCCUGAAUCCACUAAUCUAUAUAUUUUUAUGCAAAAAAUAUAAAAAUAAAUUGCUGGAAUUUUUGAGAGUGAAAAAGGAGAGCUUGCCUGGAAAACGUGAUAACUCAUCAGGCAAGAAUAGAUGUGAAAAAGAGACUUUAUAGAUAAUAGUUAUAAUUUAAUUUUAAGACUAUGCAUAUCAACAAAAGUUAUCUCCUAAUACACACAAUUAAUCUUAGGUUCUCUAUUACAAUUACUAAUGAAAGCACUUAAAAUGUUAUGAAGGUAGUACAUAACUUGUUAAAUUGUUUUGUAAUACAAUUAUGUGUUAUUCUUACAUACCUAAACAAAGGGAUGGUUUUCAAUUUUUGUUAUUUUAUUUUUGCUAUUGUAACUAUU
Polypterus senegalus (gray bichir) is the source of this 2415-nucleotide messenger RNA. Its product is annotated as P2Y purinoceptor 13-like. The transcript is spliced from 2 exons. Gene Ontology annotation, molecular function: G protein-coupled purinergic nucleotide receptor activity. The record is from RefSeq and is a predicted model, not a curated record. Lineage: Eukaryota; Metazoa; Chordata; Cladistia; Polypteriformes; Polypteridae. Gene Ontology annotation, biological process: G protein-coupled receptor signaling pathway; negative regulation of adenylate cyclase activity. Gene Ontology annotation, cellular component: membrane. Bases 1185 to 2180 code for a protein of 331 amino acids.